AUGUUUGGAACUACCCGAAUCUCCACCACCCGGAAGUACCCGGAAGUGAAGAUGCCAGAGGACGUCCUCGAAGUAUCUGGCCUCGCAGAGCUCGAAGGCGUCGAUGGCUUCGCGGACGACGAUGAAGACGCGGCUGAGUCCGGCCUCUGCGCUGGCCAGUUGGUGCUCUGCCGUUGGUCGGACGGACUCUAUUACGUGGGCAAGAUCCUGAGGCUCAGCCUGCCAAGACGCAGUUGCUUUGUCGCCUUUGAGGACAACUCCAAAUUUUGGGUGCUGUGGAAGGACGUACAACACGCCGUCGUGCCGGGGAAGGAGCCUCAUUGUUCGGCGUGUGACGAGACUGGGCUGAGCACCGACCAAAUUCUUGUUUGUGGAAAGUGUGGCAUAGCUUUCCACCAGCAAUGUCACAUUCCUCCCGUAGAGGGUAGUGGUGACACGAGUCCCUGGUUCUGUCGGCGUUGCGUCUUCGCUUUGGCUGUUAGGAAAGGUGGCGCUCUCAAGAAAGGUCCCCUGGCCAAAGCUCUGUUAGCCAUGAAGCGGGUUCUCUCCUACAACCCGGACGCUCUCCAAUGGGACACGCGGCAUCGCACCAACCGGCAGCAAGCGUACUGCUACUGUGGAGGUCCCGGAGAGUGGUACCUGAAGAUGCUCCAAUGUUUCCAGUGCGGCCAGUGGUUCCACGAGGCGUGCACGCAGUGUCUUCAGGAGAGCAUGAUGUUUGGAGACAGGUUCUACUUGUUCACGUGCUGUGUGUGCACCCAAGGACCGGAGCACGUGCGCCGUUUGUCUCUGCGCUGGGUGGACCUGGUGCACCUGGUUCUCUACAACUUGUCGCUGAACAACAAGAAGAAGUACUUUGAACUGGACGAAAUUCUGGAUUUCGUCAGCACGCGCUGGGAACAUCUGCAGCUGGGAAAGUUGUCCAACACUCCUCCGGCAGACAGGGAGCGCAACCUGCUGGAUGCCCUCAACAAGUACAAAAGCAAGUUCCUGUGCGGGAAGGAGAUGAAAAAGAGGAAGUGCAUCUUCCGUCUGCGCACGCGCGUUCCUCCCACGCCGCCAUCCAAACUUUACCCCCAGCGCGGUCACAGCGAGGCCUGGCGGAGCUUCAAAAAGGACGUUGGCUGUCUCAGCGCUUCGUCAGACAAGAGGAAGAGGAAGUCCAAGUGGCUGUUUGAAGAUGCCAUCCCCAAUCGCACAUGUUUGGCUACCAUCUUUGACUUGACAAUGGAGCAACUGGGCAAGCUGACACCGACGUCGUGGCGCUGCAGACUGAUGGCCAGCGCAGACAUGGACCCCGUGGACGUAUCCCCCGCCGGCGACGAUCAUCGAGCCAGGCGAACGGUCGGCAGCCGCAAGAGGAAGUCGCCGAGCUCCGUGGUGGGGGAGGAGGAGCCGUCCGCCGGCGCCCAUUCCCGCUUUCAGAUCGGCAGCCGGCGUUAUCGUGUGCUGGCGCGCCGCGUGACAGCGGACGGCGCCCCGCAGUACCUGCUGCAGUGGGAAGGUUCUGCCCCUUAA
Messenger RNA from Nerophis lumbriciformis (worm pipefish), 1518 nucleotides. The record is from RefSeq and is a predicted model, not a curated record. NCBI's taxonomy places the organism in Eukaryota, Metazoa, Chordata, Actinopteri, Syngnathiformes, Syngnathidae.